AUUUAAGGUUGCCGUCUGCCGCCUCUGAAUUUAAAGGGCCCACUGCCUUCCCAAAGUUGGUUUGAAGGCAAGCGGUGGUUGUUUGUGGACAGCGCUUUGUCAUGGGACCUGUGCGGUUGGGACUAUUGAUUUUCAUUUUGGCCGUGUUCGGGGCUUGGGCUGGGACGCCGAAGGAGGACGAUGACACAGAACGCUUGCCCAGCAAAUGCGAAGUGUGUAAGCUGCUGAGCACAGAGCUGCAGGAGGAGCUGAGUCGCACUGGCCGAUCUCGAGAGGUGCUGGAGCUGGGUCAGGUGCUGGACACAGGCAAGAGGAAGAGACACGUGCCUUACAGUGUUUCAGAGACAAGGCUGGAAGAGGCCUUGGAGAAUUUAUGUGAGCGGAUCCUGGAUUACAGUGUUCAUGCUGAGCGCAAGGGCUCAUUGAGAUAUGCCAAGGGUCAGAGUCAGACCAUGGCAACGCUGAAAGGCCUAGUGCAGAAGGGGGUGAAGGUGGAUCUGGGGAUCCCUUUGGAACUAUGGGACGAGCCCAGUGUGGAGGUCACGUUCCUCAAGAAGCAGUGUGAGACGAUGCUGGAGGAGUUUGAAGAUGUUGUUGGAGACUGGUACUUCCACCAUCAGGAGCAACCCCUACAGCAUUUUCUCUGUGAAGGUCAUGUGCUCCCAGCUGCUGAAACUGCAUGUCUACAGGAAACUUGGACUGGAAAGGAGAAGAUCACAGAUGGGCAAGAGAAGACCAAAGAGGAGGAGGAAGAAGAAGAGGAGGAGGAAGAGGAGGAAGGAGAAAAGUUGAUCAAGACACCAGGCCACCCCAAGCAUGACCCAGAGGAUCUUUGACCUCUGCCUUUGAGUCCUCAGGAGGGGCAGGGAUGAUGGAGAAGAAUCCUCUGAAGUCUGAGCUCUCCCUGCCCCACAGCUUUCAGGAUGUGUGUGUGUGUGUGUGUGUGUGUGUGUGUGACCCCACCCCAAAGCUUAUAGCUGUUCUCUCCCAUAUGAUGUCAGGCAGGAUCCUGGUAAUGCAGCAUCACAUGCUUAUGGGUAGAAAGGUGAGAGCUGCAGGUGGAAGUACUGCCCCUACAGGUGGGCCCUCUGUCUGCCAUACAGCCCCUUAACUGGCAAGUGUGUGUGGUGACAUUACUGAAGUCUUUCCCCUUUAAAUGUCUGUACUGCACCCCACCCCCACCCAGAGGUCAGCCGUGGCUGUGGUGUUGGAGCUGUGUAUUUUCUUGGGAAAGUCACUUUGCCCCUCAGGGUCUGUUUUCAGACUCUUACAAGGAAGAGGCCAGAACAGACAUCCUCUAGGACCUAUAUCCAUUGCGUUUGGGGGCCACAUGCCAGCAAACCGUGAACGAGAAUAGGACACUGAGUAGGGGCAAGGUGAUGCUGGUAAGUUAGGUGGGGUAGACAGUUGGUCUACUUCAAAUUAACUUCACCGAGGGCCCACCAGAUAAUUUCACAGGU
Messenger RNA from Propithecus coquereli (Coquerel's sifaka), 1460 nucleotides. RefSeq names its product canopy FGF signaling regulator 4 (gene CNPY4). The transcript has 6 exons. The coding region runs from base 102 to 836 and encodes 244 amino acids. Gene Ontology annotation, molecular function: signaling receptor binding. Gene Ontology annotation, cellular component: endomembrane system. The record is from RefSeq and is a predicted model, not a curated record. NCBI's taxonomy places the organism in Eukaryota, Metazoa, Chordata, Mammalia, Primates, Indriidae.